Molecule: messenger RNA, 1421 nt
Organism: Saccostrea cuccullata (small rock oyster)
Lineage: Eukaryota; Metazoa; Mollusca; Bivalvia; Ostreida; Ostreidae
Exons: 1
Coding region: 119-1342 (407 amino acids)
Biological process (GO): proton transmembrane transport
Cellular component (GO): membrane
Molecular function (GO): proton channel activity
Source: RefSeq, a predicted model, not a curated record
UUUAACCUUGUCGGUGUCCUCAGCAUUGGAGGCUUGUCAAUGUCACGGAAGAAUGAAACAACAAAUGAUCGGAUGAAUGGGAAAAAAAUGACAUUUUUUUGAUAUUAAGCUUUAUUCGAUGUAUAUAUUUGGACUAUGUUAUUUUUUUCAUUGUGCAUUGUUCGCAUGGAAACAUUAUGGUUCUGAUUGUCCAAAUCAAAAAUUAGCAUUAACCUAUAAUAUAAUAGCAAUGAUCUACACAUUUGUUUUGUUCUUGUAUUUUAAUUUUUAUCAUGAUCGACGAUCUGAUAAUUCUAAACUUCAGAAUUUUUUUUCUGUUGGAAUACUUUUAGCAAAUGUUUGUAUUUGGCUAGAUGCUUUAUUUUCUGAAUCAAAUGAUCUUUUUCAAUAUAGUCAUGUAUUUGUAGAUACAAAUGAUACGGAAAUUAUUAUGUUUAACAUUACAAAUUCAUCCAUUAUUUGUUCCUAUUCCGCAAGGGCGAUGAGAGCUAUAGAGAAAACGGAACCGUUUUUUUCACCAGCAAUAAUUGAGUUUUCAUUAAUGGCUAUUGAUUUGCUAUUUCUCAAAACAGAAAUUCCCCCCGAACAAGAUGAUUAUGAAGUCGAAGAAUAUUGUAUUCUUUUCAGGAAGUGUUUUCAAGCUUUAUUUUCUUUGACAUCUUUUGCUCUGUUUGCCCUUACAUUUACAUUUGUAAUAAUACAAGACAAAUUGGUAGAUAUGUCAAAUUUUCCAGAUGAUUUUACAGUAUACGUUGCCAUUCAGAUAUCCUUUAAGUUUAUAAUGCUUGUGUUGAUUCUCAUCUGCAUUUCUGUUGUUUGGACAAAUAUGAAGUAUCAUUUCAAUGUUUGGUGUUUGGUGCUUCUAAUCAGUUGUUUUGGAAAUGUUGUUAACCAUAUGAUUUAUUGUUUUGGUUUAACAGUGAACAAAGGGCAAAUAGAAAUACCAACUUAUGAUCUCACAAUGUCUUGGAUCGACAACAUUAUUAGUAUAAUACUUGCUUUCUGUCAGACAAACUAUUUAUUAGGAACGCACUCUCACAUUGAAUAUAACGAAAGCUGCUGUUGUAGAGAAAAGUGUUCAAAUUUCUAUAAGAUGUGUGUAAAUUACUUUUGCUUCUUGAUAGGCAUUCUGAAUUUAGGUUUGUGGAUUGGUGAUAGCAUUGGUGAAGAAAGGAUUCCUGUAUUGAGUUAUCCAAUGUAUCAAGCGUAUGAUUCCAAGGUUUGGAAUGUUAUCAUCAAACUUGUCCUUCCAUUGACAAUUUUUUUUCGUUUUAACACUGGACUUAGUUUUUUGGAAAUGUACUGGGAGCGCGAUAAGGUGAUAAGAAUCGAACGAGAAUAAAUAACUAAAUGAUAUUAAAUAAUGUUCUAUAAUCUUAAAUAAAACAGUGUUUGUAAUGCAAAAGAAAAUAUUUCUCAGG